GGCGGCGGCCCUGGUGGCGGCCCCGGUGGGAUAUGGCCCUGCCGCUCGGAGCUGCCCUGCAGGAUCCUGGCCUGGCCAUGGCGCAUGCCGCACCUGUGACCGAUGAUUUAGGUGAGUGGACCCAGGGGUAUGCAGGCAGCUGGUAAGUUUUGCCACGUGUUUUUGGGGCACUUCAGCCAGAGCAGGAUCCUGGAGCCUCAGGUGACAGAGCCAGCAAUGGGGGUCCCCCCGCUCUGCAUGCCUGGACAAGCCAAAUCCAUCCUCUCCGGGGCCGUGAGUGGGAUCUGGGGUGCAGAGCUGUGUGCUGUGAAGCAGUGAACUCCCCCACGGGGACGCAAUGGGGUUCAGGGGAGGGGAUGGGGCAUCUCGUCCCCCCCCCAAUGGCUGCUCCAUUCUCUGCCCUGAACACAAAGGAGGCAUUUUUGAGUGGAAACGAGGCAGGAUCCGGCCAUUCCUGUCCCCCUGCUCUGGCUCAGGGCAAACAGGGGGGGCACAGCAAGCCCAGAGGGGUCUCACCAGGGUCUCGGGGUCCUCCCCGUCUCAGGGCUGCCCUGACACCCUCCUCAUCCCACAGAGAUCAUUGAAGAAGUCAUGAAGGAGGAUGGUUUCCAGCCAGAUCCGGCCCCCGUCUUGCCCAAAGUGUUGCCCAAAGGCUCGGCCAAGCUGGUGGCCCGUGGCUCCAGCCCGUGGUGCCACCCGCUGCUGCACCCAGCUGAGUCCUGCCCGCUGGCGGCCGGCUUGGCACCCUAUGGUGCCGCAGUGCUGCCAGCUGACACACGGUCCCCCGCAGCUCACCCAAAGCCUCAGCACCCUCUCGCUGUCACCCAAGCUGGUGCCGCGGGGAACAACGGGCGCCAGCGGGCGGCACCGGUGGUCUCCGGUCGCCGGACACAGCAAAGAGCAGCUGGAGGGAGCUGCUGGAGCCGCCCAAAUUGGUGAUCACGGAGCAGCCCAAGCAGCGGGGCAUGCGCUUUCGCUACGAGUGCGAGGGCCGCUCGGCCGGCAGCAUCCUGGGCGAGAGCAGCACCGACGCCAGCAAGACGCUGCCAGCCAUCGAGCUGCUGAACUGCCACACAAUCCCCGAGGUGAAGGUGACGGCGUGCUUGGUGUGGAAGGACUGGCCCUACCGCAUCCACCCCCACGGCCUGGUGGGCAAGGACUGCAGCAACGGCUCUGCGAGGUUGUCCUCAAGCCCCAGACCAACCCCAAGCACAGCUUUAGCAACCUGGGCAUCCAGUGCGUGAAGAAGAAGGAGAUCGAGGCGGCGAUAGAGAAGAAGCUGCAGUUGGGCAUCGACCCCUUCAAAGCCGGUUCCCUCAAGAACCAUCAGGAGGUGGACAUGAAUGUGGUGAGGAUCUGCUUCCAGGCCUCCUACAAGGACGGCUCCGGGCAGACACAGCACCUCAGCCCGGUGCUCUCGGAGCCCAUCUUCGACAAGAAGUCCACCAACACCUCAGAGCUGCGGAUCUGCCGGAUGAACAAGGAGAGCGGUCCUUGCACGGGCGGUGAGGAGCUCUACCUGCUCUGCGACAAAGUCCAGAAAGAGGACAUCGCGGUGGUUUUCCGGAAGGAGACGUGGGAGGCGCGGGCGGACUUCUCGCAGGCCGACGUGCACCGCCAGGUCGCCAUUGUCUUCAAGACGCCACCCUACCAGCACCUGGAGCUGGCUGAGCCCGUGGAGGUGGAGGUCUUCCUGCAACGGCUCACCGACAGCGUCUGCAGCGAGUCCUUCCGCUUCACCUACCUGCCCAAGGACCACGACGCCUACGGGGUGAACGUGAAGCGGAAGCGGGGGAUGCCUGACGUCCUGGAGGAGCUCUCGGGCGCAGAUCCAUAUGGGAUCGAAGCCAAGAGGAGGAAGAAGCCGCUGGGAUACAUGGAUCACUUUGCGCCCUUGCCGGUGGCAGAUGCCUUCGCCCUCUUCACUGCUGAGCCGGAACCCUUCGACGCCCUAGCCCAGCUCUACGUCCCUUUUGCCCCCCCGGCCCUCCGCGAGGGGUUGCCCCCCCCCUACCCCCCCACGGACUUCCCGGCCUGUCUGGGCCCUGAACUGCUGGCCGAGCCCUACGGUUCCCCACCCCGUGCCCCCCCCUUCCCCCCCACUGACCCCCACCCCACCGCCAGCCUGGUGGGCACCCAUAUGUUCCCCGGGCACUACAAAGAGGCUGACCUGCGCCUUGGGGAUGUCUGAGUCCCCCCCCGAACCCCCCCCUUC
Molecule: messenger RNA, 2215 nt
Organism: Harpia harpyja (harpy eagle)
Lineage: Eukaryota; Metazoa; Chordata; Aves; Accipitriformes; Accipitridae
Gene: RELB
Product: RELB proto-oncogene, NF-kB subunit
Exons: 11
Coding region: 602-2191 (529 amino acids)
Biological process (GO): non-canonical NF-kappaB signal transduction; innate immune response; response to cytokine
Cellular component (GO): cytoplasm
Molecular function (GO): RNA polymerase II cis-regulatory region sequence-specific DNA binding; DNA-binding transcription factor activity, RNA polymerase II-specific
Source: RefSeq, a predicted model, not a curated record